Messenger RNA from Pocillopora damicornis (cauliflower coral), 1710 nucleotides. Its product is annotated as potassium voltage-gated channel subfamily A member 10. Gene Ontology annotation, molecular function: delayed rectifier potassium channel activity. Gene Ontology annotation, biological process: action potential; potassium ion transmembrane transport; protein homooligomerization. Lineage: Eukaryota; Metazoa; Cnidaria; Anthozoa; Scleractinia; Pocilloporidae. The record is from RefSeq and is a predicted model, not a curated record. Gene Ontology annotation, cellular component: voltage-gated potassium channel complex; membrane.
ACACCUGUGUCACGUCUACCGUUUCUCAUCAAAACACCAACAUGCUUCAUUUAUACGGACAAGGAUUACCCAGGAGAGCGCCGAAACGAAGGGGACGAAGAGCUGUCAGCUUGACGCAGCCCCAUAUAUUUAACCGCUUUGAAGAGCCUUCCAAACACCCGAUCAUCCAACCAUACAGCAGCAAAAAGAGAAAAGUGAGUGAUCGAAAUGAUGGAAUUACUGUGAACGUCAGUGGAAAGAAAUACUUCUUCACUGGAAGAUUGUUAUCUCUAUUUCCCAACAGUCUACUGGCGCAUUGUAGAAAACGAGCUUUUUUCUACGAUUCUAUACGCGACGAACUGUUCUUCGACAGGAAUCGAACAGCGUUCGAAACCGUGUUCCAUUUCUACGUGUCAAAGGGGCGAUUGAUGUUUCCCGAUGAAAACUUUCCAGAACAGCUUCUGGCGGAUGAGCUUUACUUUUUUGGGCUAUAUGAGUACAUUAACGAAGAUAUCAAAAAGACAAAAUUAGCCUUGCCAAGUGCUUUGACCAAGAGACAAGUUAUGCCUUUAAGAAAGUGUCAAAGAGAAGUAUGGAAGAUCUUUGAAGUUCCAGAUUCAAACGCACUAGCUAGGCUGGUCAACUUGUUCUCUUUACUCGUUAUUGUCUGUUCAGCUAUAAUCCUGUGUGUUGAUACUCUCCCUACCUUCAGGAACUACAAAGCCAUGACCUUGGCAUCAAAUGCUGCAUCGAACACAUCAAAGAACUCGAGUUAUGGCAACCAUUCCACAAAGACACAAAAAAUAGGGAUCGUUCAUAUCUUGGAGGCUUCUUGUAUUUCAUGGUUUACUUUGGAACUCAUUGCACGAUUUUCCGUUUCUCCAGAAAAACGAAAGUUUUUUGUUCAAGCUUUGAAUAUCAUCGAUUUAGUAGUCAUUGUUCCAUUCUACAUCUCGUUGUUUAUAUCCUUUGGAUCUAUUCGCGUCUCAUUGUACAUUUUGCGUAUUCUCCGUUUGUCAAGAGUUUUUAGAGUAUUAAAAAUAUCUCGCUAUGUUACUACUAUGAAAGUACUGGGAAAAACUUUCAAGGACAGUAUUGGUGACCUCUGGACAAUGUUAUUUCUGAACAUAAUUGGAACUGUUCUCUUUGGGAGCAUAGCUUACUAUUGUGAACAGUGGCACGAGGGGACUAAGUUUGAGAGUAUCCCGGUGAGCUGUUGGUGGGCUAUGGUUACCAUAACAACGCUCGGCUAUGGAGAUAUCGUUCCUAAAACACUAGGGGGUAAGAUAACAGGUGGAGUGUGUUCAGUGUCUGGAGCUUUACUCAUCACACCCUUCUUGCCAAUCAUCUUUGAAAAGUUUAACCGGUAUCAGCAGCAGGAGGAGUUCAAACCAAAAAGUAAUGGGUACGACAUGCGGGAAAAACAAAGAAAGAGAGCUUACACGGUUGACUACACUACGCAUGAGCAAUGCCAAGUAAAUGAACCGCUGGUCAGAAAAAGGCAGAGGAGAUUCACGGUCUGAAAAACAACCAACAAGAAGGGUGGAUAGAGAAUUUUAAAUACACCUCCAGCAUAAGAAGCUCAGAUAUUCAAGAGAACUUCAUACCAUGGAAAUGAUUUAUUAUUUUCGUAAAUAUAACUGUACUUAUUACUUGAUCAUUGUAUGCUCGAGAAUCUUACAGUCUCUGAUUUUGAGAGUCAAGGGAAUUAAACUCAUAUUUGGUGGCCUA